AUGACAGCAUUCUUGGCGAGGUCGGAACGCCCGAGCGGCGGCCGUAUCCGGACGAAGCAGUCAAAGCCCACCACCUGCAAAUUCUCGUGCACACACUGCGAGGCGACAUUCAAGCGCGUCGCCCAUCUGAGGCGUCAUGAUAAAACCCGUACCUUUCUCUUUUCCUAUCGAUUCACUGGGGUCUCGACACUGACUGUUGCAUCCGCCUCCCUAGAUCAGAAUGAGAAACCUUACAGAUGCGAGCUGUGUCCAGUCUCGUCAUCGCGCAAGGACGUAAUCCUCCGUCAUACGCGGAAUUUCCACCCGGAAAUCGCUUCUGCGAACGCUGAAGACGAUCUUGGACCAAUAAGUGAUGCCGAACAUGUUGCACCGUCUGUCAAUGCCUCAACGCCUCCAUCGGCCUCCCCAAGAAUGGCCUCGGCGGACCCAACUCUGUGGGCACUCUCGUCUCCUGGCGAUCCUGAACAAAGCGGUGACGGUCCCAAGACGCCGGCAUCGCAGGCUUUGCUUACCGAAGGCGUCAAAAAUCUGGAAAAUGGCCCCCCGGUGCCAGCUGCAACACAACUUUUAGAACUAGAACUCUGCUCUAACGAGGAUACUGGAUCAUCCGGCAUGACCCUCCCGGAUCACGAAAUUCUCGACUUCCUCGCAGCUUCGGAUCUCGCCAUGCCAAAUACCUGGGGUAUUUUUGCCAGCGGAGCCACCCCUUUCCUUAAUCCGGCAGAGUUCUUGCCUAACUGGGAACGAGAUGCUCCUGUGACAGCUCUCGUGGAGCAUCCACCUCCCGUUUUGCCUAUAUCAUAUUCCCAUGAUUCACCAAGUCGGAGCUGCUUUACCUUGACGAAUGAUGAGUACAAGAAGGUAGUCGCUAAUUUCGUAGAGUCUGACCCAAGUGGAGCACUUCUGCAAUUUCAAUAUCCUUCCAAGCAUGCUGUCAUUCGAUUCGUAAGGGCAUUUUUCAAGCACAUGGCUCCUCAAUUCCCUGUCUUACACCCUCCCACGUUCGAUGUCACCUUGGUGCCCACGCCUUUGCUCAUCGAAAUCAUGGCGUGUGGCGCCAUGUAUUCCCGUGAACGACGGACGGCAGAGAAGUUACAUAGAGUUGGCCUUCAACUUUCUUCCGAGCACUGGAAGAGAGGUAGCGAGACACAACUGUGGUUGCUACAGGCCAACCUUUUAAUGACAUUUUUCGAAGCAUACAACGCCGACUGGAAGGUUCCCCAAAGAGCCAUCAGCAUGCUGUCCGAGACUGCCAAGCUCGCCCAUGAAGCUUACAGUGCCAUAAAAGGUCUAUCGAAAUCGAAUUACAAGAACUGGGUGCGUCUGGAGAACCACAGAUGCAUAGCAGGCAUGAUUAUCAUUGGGGCAACACUAAAUUCCACCAUGAAGGAAGAAUACUGCAAAAUGCUGGGUAUGGACUUCGAUUUCACACUGCCUGCCAUGACUAGCGUAUGGAUGAAGAACGAGGGCGACUGGGAACAGCCCGUUGACGCACCCGAUAUUUCCGAGACUAUGAGGCUCAUCCACACUGGGAAAAGAUACGACUUGAGCCUGAGUGACCUUGGACUUCUAACCAUCGUGUCGACUUUUCUUGCGCAUGUUUCCUCUUUUGAGCUACUCACUGGCUCUCGACAUCCGCUUCUAUGGACAGCCUUUGUUAGCGAAAUGAGUGGGCCAGUCCAAGUUCUGGAUGAGCUGUGCAAGCGUCCAUCUGCAUGCAUGAGCGAGGACGGCAUCACUCGCUCACCGCUUCUCAAAACAGCGAGAGCUUUGCUUGACUCCAUUUACUACCAUCUGUACGGGUCAAGCCAGUUGUCCAUUAUGAAAGAACUUUUGGGUUGUCCAGACAUCCUGGUGGACUCGGAAAGCUUCAACCAGCUCCUACGAGCAUUAUCAACAAACAAUUUUGACAAGGCCCUCAAACGAGCGGCAGAAGUCUUCCUGGAAGAGACACGUCAGGGGCUACAAUAUCUGGGGAGCCUCGAUGCUUCUCAUUUCGGACCCGUGUCGACCACGGCGGUCUUUGAAAGAGGUCUCAUUCUGUGCUGCUAUCUCCAAACGAGACCCUCACAUAGCCCAAUGACGAGUUCACAGUCGCCGCUAGACGCCCUCAUCAGCGAAGGAAUUACAGAAGUUGAGUCCCAACAGGUUUCGGACUACAAGCAGACAACUUCCGCUAUACCGCUACUGGCUAGCUCAAUGAUUCUACGGGACACCUCAGUCUGGAAAUGGCCACCAGUAGUUUCGUCCAAAUUAGAAGCUUUGGUGGAGAAAUUAAAUCUCGUAUCUUGA
Messenger RNA from Clonostachys rhizophaga, 2292 nucleotides. NCBI's taxonomy places the organism in Eukaryota, Fungi, Ascomycota, Sordariomycetes, Hypocreales, Bionectriaceae. The record is from the annotation of a GenBank genome assembly.